This is a messenger RNA of Chironomus riparius, 1499 nucleotides long. The record is from the annotation of a GenBank genome assembly. Lineage: Eukaryota; Metazoa; Arthropoda; Insecta; Diptera; Chironomidae.
AUUUAUUUCAUCUGUCAGUGGACUCAGUGAAUUAAAAAAAAUAAUAAUUUUUCUAUUAGAAUAAACAGCAAAAGUCGCAAUAUUUUCGAGAAUCAAACGAGAUCUCCAACAAUAAACAAGUGUGAAAAGGAAAUAAGAGAAUAGAAACUCAUUCAAUAAUUUACUUCGUGUAUGACUGAAUUUCCAGCGAGAGUAAAAUAACAAGCUGACAACGAAGAAUUCUCAAUAAAAAGUUCGAUAUUCAUCUCCAGUUGUGGUUUUUCGUGGCAAAACAGAAAGUUUAUUUUUUGCAAACAAACAAAAAAGAAUAUUGAGCAUAAAAAGAAUCAUAAAAUGUGAGGAAAUAUGAUAAUGAAAUACUGAAGGAGGAAUAAGCGAGCUAAAUAGUUACUGACAUUCUGAAUGAGAAAUUGAACGUUACAUUAUCUAUGAAUGCGAAAAACAAGUUAUUAACGACGCCUGAAACUUAUAGAUAGAUCCACAUCCAUUCUUAACAGUUCAUAUAACUGAAUUUAUAGGAUAAAUAACACACUAGAGUGAAAGUAGCAUAAGAAGAGAUAAAAAUCCUAAAAGGACGACAAAUAUCUCAACUAUUUUAAUACUUUUGUUGUUCCUGUUUAACUACAAAUAAUAAAGAAACAUCCAAAUAAAUUAAAAGAAAGGAAUUAAGUAAAGACUCAACGAUAUCUUCAACACAGCACAAACAUGGGCAAAAAGAAUUCUAAAUUAAAGCAGGAUACAAUCGACAGGCUGACGACAGACACAUAUUUCACAGAGAAGGAAAUACGACAAUGGCACAAAGGAUUCCUAAAAGAUUGUCCCAACGGACUUCUAACGGAGCAAGGCUUCAUAAAAAUCUACAAACAGUUCUUUCCACAAGGCGAUCCCAGUAAAUUUGCAUCAUUAGUGUUUAGAGUAUUCGACGAGAACAAUGAUGGUUCAAUAGAGUUUGAAGAAUUCAUAAGAGCGUUAUCGAUCACAUCACGUGGAAACCUGGACGAAAAAUUGAAUUGGGCAUUUAGAUUAUAUGAUGUGGACAAUGAUGGCUUCAUAACCCGCGAUGAAAUGUACAAUAUUGUGGAUGCAAUUUAUCAGAUGGUGGGUCAACAACCAGCAACAGAAGAUGAGAAUACGCCACAGAAGCGAGUCGAUAAAAUAUUUGAUCAGAUGGAUAAGAAUCAUGACGACCGUUUAACGUUGGAGGAGUUUAGAGAUGGCAGUAAAGCAGAUCCCAGAAUCGUACAAGCGCUGAGUCUCGGCGGCGAUUAAGUUUUACAUACCGUUCUACUUAGCGAUGUCUGAAAAGUUUCAUUUUAUUUUUACUGAAAUGAUAAAAAGCGUUUCUUUUAUUGUUUGUGAAGUAAAAUUUGUAAAAAAAAAGUAAUAACAUAAAAGCAGAUGAGAUGAUUCAAUAGAAUAACAUCGAGGAAUUUAGUUCCAUGAAAAAAAAGGAAAAAUUUUAUCAUUAUUUAUUUCAAAUUCGACAUCCUUAUGAAGAU